Alligator mississippiensis (American alligator) is the source of this 1407-nucleotide messenger RNA. RefSeq names its product mitochondrial ribosomal protein S27 (gene MRPS27). Gene Ontology annotation, molecular function: protein binding. Bases 180 to 1262 code for a protein of 360 amino acids. Lineage: Eukaryota; Metazoa; Chordata; Crocodylia; Alligatoridae. Gene Ontology annotation, cellular component: mitochondrion. The transcript is spliced from 11 exons. The record is from RefSeq and is a predicted model, not a curated record.
CUGAGGCCCGGAGGGGCGGGGAAGGCACGUGGGCGCUGGCCGUUUCCGACUACCUGUCUCCACCCCCUCCGGCUCGGGGGUUUGGCAAAAGAUGUCUUCUUUCUGCUGCUUAUGUGGACAGUUCAAAAUGGGAAGAAAGACAAAAAGAUGAGCACAGCUUGGCUGAAUUAGCCGGCAUAAUGGACAGAACCUAUAACAGAAAGCUGCCUGUCAGCUCCUUGACAAUAUCAAGGUUUAUUGACAACAUUUCUUCAAGAGAAGAGGUGGAUCAAGCUGAGUAUUACCUUUACAAGUUUCGGCAUAGUCCAAAUUGCUGGUACCUAAGAGAAUGGACCAUCCACAACUGGAUCAGACAGUGCUUUAAAUAUGGUGCACACGACAAAGCCUUGUACACAUUAAAACACAAGGUACAAUAUGGAAUUUUUCCAGAUAAUUUCACCUUCAAUAUAUUAUUGGAUUAUUUUAUCAAAAACAAGAAUUAUGAAGAUGCAAUGUCAGUAGUUACAGAGAUCAUGUUGCAGGAGAGUUUCGAUCAACUCUCAACACAGCUUCUCUCUCUCUACACCUUAUACCAAUACCUGGUGACCAAAUCAGAACAUACAUGGGAAGAAGAAAGAAACCUUGGUGCAUCCCUGCUGCUUACAGGCCUAAAACAGAAAAAUACUGUGGGUUUUAGCUCCCAGCUGUAUGGCUAUGCAUUAAUUGGGAAAGUGGAGUUAACUAAAGGCCUGCGAGCUGUGUACCAUCAAAUGCCACUGAUAUGGACACCAGGAUACUUAAACAGAGCUCUGCAAGUGAUGGAGAAAGUGGCCUUGCUCUCAGAGGAGAUAAAGCUCUGCAAAGAAGCAGUUGAUGUUUUGGAGACCAUUUUGCAGUCUGUUCCCGAGGCAAAAACAGAUCCAGAACCAUCUCAAGAAGAAGUCACGGCAUCAGUACCCAAGCCAAAACAAACAGAAUCAGAAGAAACAUCAGAAGAAUCAGAGUGGCCCAGGGUGCCUGAAUACCUCACUCAAUUCAAAGAGCUGUACUCCAAGCUGUAUUCACUUGGCAAGGUGGAAUCUGAAAGCUUGCUGACACUGACCACCCAACUUGUCAAGGAAAAGCUGCCAGCCUGUGAAGUGGAAGACAUUGCUAAAUAUGAGGAGAAGCUUAAGAAGUGGGAGCAGGAACAAACGUUUCUCACUGAGAGAGAGAAAGAGCUUCAAGAAAAGGCCAGGCAGGCGCUAGAAGCAAGGAAAUUAGCUGAUGCAUCUGUUCAAUAGUACAACUCAGAGACUGCUGUAUUGCUAUAGAUCUUUUGGUAAUAAACUUAAGUGCAUGCCGCUAUUAAUACAGUACUACAACCAUGCUGUGAAUGUGACAUUAAAUGUAUGCAAAUUAAACUCUAACUCUAAUUGUUUCCAUCCA